UUGUUGCUCGCGGUUACACAGGUUGACCGCGCCCUCCCGACAAAUUCUCUCCUCCUUCCAUAAGAGCCACCACCGACCCCGGCCGGGCUACGGGUCAUCUUCUUCAUCCCCGGCGCGGCGGCCCUCCUCUUCUUCCCCUGCAAUAAUCUAGCUAGAGUGUGUUCUUUUUCAUCAGCAGAUCGAGGGGCAUUAUGGGGCGCGUGAAGCUGCAGAUCAAGAGGAUCGAGAACAACACGAACCGGCAGGUGACCUUCUCGAAGCGGCGGAAUGGCCUCAUCAAGAAGGCCUACGAGCUCUCCGUCCUCUGCGACAUCGACAUCGCGCUCAUCAUGUUCUCCCCCUCCAAUCGCCUCAGCCAUUUCUCCGGCAGGCGCAGGAUCGAGGACGUGAUCACGAGGUACAUCAAUCUCCCGGAGCACGACAGGGGAGGAGUCGUUCGGAAUAGAGAGUAUCUGAUCAAGAUGCUUACACAACUCAAAUGCGAGGGUGACAUAGCCGAACAACUUGCACCCAAUAAAGGGCCAGUAAACUCCAAUGUAGAGGAGCUUCAGCAGGAGAUCAGGACAUACCAACACCAGCUGCAAGUCUUGGAGGAGCAACUUAGGAUGUUUGAGCCGGAUCCGGUGGCAUUGGCAUCGAUGCAUGAGGUUGAGACGUGCGAGAAAUUCCUCAUGGACACCCUCACCCGCGUCGAGGAGCGAAAGAAAUAUUUGCUGUGCAACCACAUGGGCCCGUUCGAGCCGUCGCCCUCCGACAUGCACCACGUGUUCGGCCUGCCGCCGCCGCCGCAGCCACCGGCGCAGCAGCAGCAGCACGAAGAGGAGCCGCAAGGGGACCUGGGCGUCAACGCGUUCGCCGGCGACGUGUCCUCGUGGUUCGCCGACGGGCUGCCGACGUCGUCGAUCUUCGCGGGGCCAGACCCCAUCUUGUCCUUCAGGGAUCAGGUGAUCUUCGACUCGAUGAGGCGGGACCCAGUCGUGGGGGGAGUGGACCCAGGAAUAGCCUCGAUGUGCCACGUGGACCAGCAGGCCCCUAGCGAUGACUGGCAGCAAGCGUACACGUCAGCGGAGCUCCUCUCCGCGCUCAUCCCGUCCACGCCUUUCCCCCUUGACGACCAGAUGCAGGACGCCAUGGCGCCAGUGCUCACGUCUCCAAUGGCGGUGCCGCCGCACAUGCACGAGCAAGUGGUGGAGGCGCCGGGGAACUGCUCCAACGUCAACGUGCCGGUGGACGGGGACUGCGCCGCCACCGCCACCCCUGCCGCUGCCCCUGUCGCUCCUCAGGAGCACGGCCUGCCCGGCGCGGUCAACAUCGGCUAGCUGCAUCUCCAUGUCCGUCCGGCUCUUUCGCUUGGUCACUUCUUCACCAAGCAUGGCAGGCAAGGAUGCAGCCACGAUGUGCUCUAGUUUCACAUUGACAAGAUUUUUUAUUUAUCUUUCAUUACAAUUUGGUAAAUUCCAACAAUGUAAUCUCCCACAAACUACCAUUACCAACAGUUUUUAGUUAGUGAAAACCAACAAACAAAUUGGUAGCCACUUAUAAAUAAAAAGAAGCCAUUGGAAAUAAAGUUAGUAUUAUAGUUGUGCAUAACUCAUUUUCAAUAUUUGGUGUUGGAUCCUUUUGUGUGGAGUUUUCAUAAAGAUGACACUUUAUCAUAGUCAAGUCAAUGUAUAAGCAUCUUGUCAACAACAGAGUCAAGAUUACACAUGAAAUUUUGCAUAUGGAAUUACCACUCAAAAUGAAAAAAAAGACGUGGCAUUUUAAAAGAGGGAUCAUCCUUACUAAGGAUAAUUUAGUUAGGAGAAAUUUAAAUGGUUCAUUUUGUAGUAAAUUAGAAACUAUCCAACAUUCUUUGAAUGUCAUUAUGCGAAGUCCCUAUUGUCUGUCAUACACUUGGUGUUAGUGUUCAACUCCUACAAAAUUAAGUUUGUUUGUUUAAUUAUAAGACUAAAUAAGGAGUUCGUAUAAUAGAUCUUUUUUAUUGAUGGGAAGUGUAGAGUUUUGUUGGGCGAUUUGACUCAUAAGGAACGAAUUCGUGUUCAAUAAUGGGCAAACACAAAAAAUAUAGUACUAUUAUUUUUUUUAGAAUUACAUAGUACAACGUGAUUUUAGUGUUAGGCUCUGUUCCAAUAUAUUGAAGAAAGGAUGAAAGGUUAAGGUGUGCCAGGUACUAGGCUUAAGAGUUAUGCAGUUCCUAGUGUCCCAUGGAUGGCAUUUUAGGUUUUAUAAGAAAAGGUAUCAAUUAGCUAGCGAAAUGGGGGAUCUUUCUUUUUAGCACAUCUCAUGACUCAUGAGGAUUAAUGUGGAGGUUCUUUGGCAUCAGUAAAUGAUAGGCUUUGUAUCAGAUGAAUAACAAGUGCUAAGUGCUAACCUAUAUUUAAGUGCACGAAACUCGCUAGCUCGCUCGACUCGCUCGUUAAUGGCUCGGCUCGAGCUCGACUCAUUUUAUAACAAGCCAGCUCGUUCUGAAACAAGCCAGCUCGAUUUAUAACGAGCCAGCUCGAGCCAGCUCGCGAGCUGUUUGUUAGCUCGAACGAGCCAGCGAUUUCACAAGCCAAGCACCUGUAUUUAGCUCGCCCAUAUAUCUCUUGAUGUCUCAUUUACCUUGGCCCAGCCCAAACUUAAAACCCUAAAUAUAUAUAACACACACACAGAUAUCCUCGGCACCAGGAGCCGCCGCAUGAACAGGAGCCAAGCCCCACACGGCCACACCACAUGUACUCUUUUCCUCUUCCAUCUCAUGAUACAGGAUAGGAGCCGCCGCCGGCCGCCUGCUGCCGUUCGUCGCCCCAGGCCCGCCGCGAGUAGCACGUCGCGCAUCGCUGGCCCUCGCAGCAGCCCGCAAGUGAUGGAAGAUGAGGAAGAAUCCCCUAGGACGCUUCCUCCGGUGCUUCAAGUGUUGAAUCGAGGAUGAACCGCAAGAAGAUGCCCGCUUCGACAGGCAAUCGCGGUGGUCGCGGCUGAGGUCGAGGAUUUGUACCCGCGAAGUCCACUGCUCCAUCGACCUCCAUAUCAACAGACACAAACACAAAUAUGCAUUUGGAGCCUUUGGCGGAGGUUGAAGACCAUAACGAGGACUUUGAUAUGAAUGCUGAAAUAUCAGUUAGUGUGCCAACAAAUGAUGAUCGAGUUACGAAGGAGGUUGGAGAUGAUGUAAGUGUGCCUUCAAGUCCUUCGAAAGCAACUAGAGGGCGGAAAGGAAAGAGGUCUGGUGUGCAUUUAUCCCCUUCUAAGGUCAAGGUAAAGAGAGGAAAGAGGGCUGGUUGUUGGAAGUAUUUCAAAGAGAUAAAUGUUCAAUCUAAUAAGGAGUUUGGUGUUAUGGUGACAAAGGUUAAGUGUAGAUUUUGCCAUAAGAGUUAUGCAUACCAACAAGGUGGAGCAACUUCACAGCUGAAUCAUCACCUUAGCCGCUGCACACAGUUUCAGAACAAGCUUGCUAAGGCUAAACGAAUACUUGCUCAAGGUACACUCAACUAUGUUGCAGAUGAUGGUUGUCUUGUUAUUAAUCCUACCGAAUAUGACCAUGAGCACACCAAAAAAUUGAUUGCAAAGAUGAUAAUUGUCCAUGAGUAUUCUUUUAGGAUGGUUGAGCAUAAAUGGUUUAAUAUCUUGAUGAAGUGGAUGAAUAGCAACUAUGAAUCUAUUGGUAGGAAGACUAUAAAAAAUGAAUGCAUGAAAGUUUAUGAAUCUGAGAAAGAGUUGCUAAAGAAAAAUCUUAGGCAAGCUGAAUCAAUUAGUUUGACUACUGAUUUGUGGACAUCAAAUCAAAAUGUUCAGUACAUGUGUUUGGUGGCACAUUACAUAGAUAGUGGGUUUUGCAAUGUCGUGUUCUUAACUUUGUUGAGUUAGAUCCUCCCCACACUGGUUUGGUGAUAGCUCAUGCUGUUUUUGAGUGUUUGGUGGAAUAGAAAAUAGAAGAUAAGGUUAUGUCAAUCACCCUUGAUAAUGCUUCAAAUAAUGAUGUUGCUACUACAAAUUUGUCAGCCAAGCUGCUUGCUAGAAAGAAUGGUCAGUUUGAUCCCAAAUAUUUUCAUGUUUGUUGUGUUGCUCGCAUAGUUAAUUUGGUUGUUAAUGAUGGUCUAGAACCAAUAGAAGGUCUCAUAAGUGAUCUAAGGAAUACUGUGAAAUAUUUUAAGAGGUCUCCAAGUCGCCUGUACAAAUUUGUAGAGGUAUGCAAUGAUUAUGCUAUUCAAGUUGGGAAAUGUUUGUCUCUUGAUGUCAAAACAAGGUGGAACUCAACAUAUAAAAUGCUUAACACUUGCAUUGAGUAUAGGUCUGCAUUUGGUUAUUAUGCUGAAGUGGACCAGAACUAUGCAUGGAAACCUACAGAUUCUGAAUGGGACAUGUAUGAGAAGAUUAGGCCAAUUCUAGGAGAGAUGGCUGGAGCAACUACUGCAUUUUCAGGUUCAGUUUAUCCUACUGCUAAUGUCUUCUACCCUUACAUUUUGAAAGUCAAGCUUGCAUUGUUGAAGGCAAAAAAUGAGGAGGACCCAUAUUUGAAGAACAUGGGUGCUGCAAUGUUAGACAAAUUUAAUAAAUAUUGGGAAGAGAAGAACAAUGUAAUGGUUAUUGCUACAAUCCUUGACCCUAGGUUCAAAAUGAGAUAUAUUGAGUUCUAUUUUAGGAAGCUUUAUGGCUCCUCAAGGUGUGAACAAGAGGUUGCUGAUAUAAAAAAAGAGUUAGAAGAGUUGUACAAGAAGCAUGAGUUAGAGCAACGCCGGAAAAUGGGUGGCAGUAGCAGUUCAUCAACCACUCAAUCAGCCUCAUCAUCAAAGGAAACAACCAGCUCAGUGGCUUGUCUUGUCUCAAGUGAAUUUGAGUCAUUUCUAGAGCCUAGUGCUUCAGAAACUUCAAAAUCUGAGUUACUUAUCUACCUAGAUGAAGCGAACCACCCAUUACAAGAUAAGAAUUUCAACUUACUUCACUAUUGGAAGGUGAAUGCUCUUAGAUUUCCCAUUGUGUCUAGUUUGGCAAAGAAGUUCUUAGUUGUCCCAGCUAGCAGCGUAUCAUCUGAGUCCACUUUCAGUUGUGGAGGUAGAGUUCUUGAUGACUAUAGGAGUUCUUUAAAGCCAGCUACAGUUCAAGCACUAGUUUGUGCAUCUAGUUGGAUACGAGGUUCUAAAAGUCCUCAUAUUAUUCUGGGAGAAGAUGCUGAUGAUGGUGACAUUGAGAGUGUGGAGCUUUCCAGCAGUGUGGUAAAAAGCAACUAGUAACAAGAUAUAAAGUGGGAAGAGAACUGAGACCUGUUGGUUGUGCUUGUGCGCCAUGACUGCUUCUGAGUUCUGACAGCUUACCUACAAACCUGAUUAGUGAUCAGUCUACUUUUCGAGCCGUAGCUUAUUUAUUUUGCUUCUUUUGUGAAUGCUUGGAUGAUGGCUAAACUGUGAUGGGUCGCCUUUAAACUUUGACGUAUUGUGGAUCAAUCGAUGGAAUGAAUAAAUUCUCUUUUGUUAAAUUUAUAUGUA
This is a messenger RNA of Sorghum bicolor (sorghum), 5465 nucleotides long. RefSeq names its product agamous-like MADS-box protein AGL66. NCBI's taxonomy places the organism in Eukaryota, Viridiplantae, Streptophyta, Magnoliopsida, Poales, Poaceae. Gene Ontology annotation, molecular function: RNA polymerase II cis-regulatory region sequence-specific DNA binding; protein dimerization activity; DNA-binding transcription factor activity, RNA polymerase II-specific. The transcript has 15 exons. Gene Ontology annotation, biological process: positive regulation of transcription by RNA polymerase II. The coding region runs from base 192 to 1319 and encodes 375 amino acids. The record is from RefSeq and is a predicted model, not a curated record.